UCCGGCACGGCGGGCGGCCACAGCCACCCAAGCCAAACCCAUCGCUCCUGCCCUAGCAUCCAAAUCUCGCGCCGCACUGCCCCUCCCGCCAGACCCGCACCAGCAGAGCACCCUCAAACUUGCCCAAAACCAGACCGCCCACCCCAGACUUGGCAUGGAAAAGAAAUCAUCGAGACGCAAACUCCUUCGCUUCGGGGCCACCUUUCGCGCCGCGCCUCUCCUCGGCUUUGACCGCACCCUCUCACCCUAACCGCCCCAACGCCGCCCUCGCCUCCUGCGCGGGCGCCUACACCACGCAUGCGCGCCUGCCUGUGGCGUGCCCUUCUUCCGCCAUGGCGAGCGACCCCGGCGGCGACGGCGACGCGUGCCCGCUAUGCGGCAGCGGGGAUGACCAGGCGCCGGUGACGGCCGCCCCUGCGCGCGUCACGCUCCGCAAGCGGAACCUGCCAGCGGAGGCCGUCGCGCGGGUGGGGCCCGGCGACGAGGCGGCCGCGCCGCGUGAGGCGGUCGCGUGGCAGCAGAGCGGCAUGGUGGAGCUGCAGGAGGAGCUCGAGGCGGAGCGCCGCGCCGCUGCCGAGGCCGCCAGCGAGGCCAUGUCCAUGAUCCUGCGCCUGCAGCGGGACAAGUCAGAGGCCAUGAUGGAGGCGCGCCAGUUCCGGCGGUUCGCCGAGGAGCGGUUCGCGCACGACGCCUCCGAGGUCGCCGCCCUCCACGACGCCAUCGCGCGGCGUGAUGCCUCCAUCCAGUCGCUCUCGGAGCAGCUCCGGGUGUGCCGCUCCCGCCUCAUCCAGCUCGGGUUCCUCUCCCCGUCGUUCCUCCCCUCAUCUCCCACAGCCGCCGCGGGGGACAACCUCUUCGCUGACGACUACCCUUCCAUCCAAUGCCUCGAUUAUCCUGCGCCCUCCGACGUCGGUACUCCACGCACCCACCACAUGCUCUAUACAAUGCCCGGCCGAGAUGCCCAUAAGGGGGUCAUCUGCUCUUCACCACGGCGCCAGCGCCAUGGGCGCGCACUCUCCAAUGACAGCUUGUAUGAUGGCGGCAUUGCAGCGGCUGAUGAGUUCACGUACGUGGUGGAGCAGGACGUGUCGGAACUGGAUGAUGACUGCGACCGGGUGUACACUGUGGACGCAGUGCAUCGCGUGCCUGUCGCCGCACCUGAGGACUGCUGCUACUUUCAGACACCGAUGGGGAACGACGUGGGCUUUGUUGAUGGGGUUGGGGCGUGGGCUGAGGAGCAGCAGAUACAAAAGCUCAGUGCAAGGCUACAAGCGCUGGAGGCAGAUCGGGAGUCGAUGCGGCAUGCAAUCAUGUCAAUGGGAGCAGAGAAGGCGCAGGUUGUGAUGCUCAAGGAUAUCGCUCACCAGCUCUGCGAGGAGGCAGCACCAUUGCCUGCAGUUUCAUUGAAAUUGCAUCCAGUGCCGCAAGCGGUAGUAGCGCCAAAGAGGAAGUUGGUGAAGAGGCAGCCUUUCUGCGUGAAAUUCUUCAUUGUGACCGCAAUUAAGUGGAUCGUAUCUGUCUUUUCCCGGCAAAAGAAAUUAGAUCGCAUCAAGUACCCAUUUGGCUUGUGCGGGAGCUAUGUUGGACUAAUGCUGCUGCUUGAUAGGUCCCACAAACAGAGAUACAGAAGAUUUCUUAAGAGAGCUAGGUGAUGCCGCUCACUUAUAAUAUGCAGCGGCCGAGGAAGACUCUGCGCUUGUAUGAUGCUUUUGUGAAAAGUGUUGUCAUUGCUGCAUAUAUCUUUUCGCUCUUUUGUCCAUAAAUUUUAUGCUGGUUUGGUCUGGCGAUCUAUCUAGUUAUCAACUGAGGUUCGAGGUCUUGUCCAUUUAUUUGAUUUGGUGCCUAUUUUUCUCCUACUAUUGUAAUGAUUGUUUUUUUUAGACAAGUACGAAUUGGUUCAUUUGUACAAAGUACUCCAAGUAACGAGCAAUAUCAGAAGUAGAGAUUGUUUAGCA
Messenger RNA from Triticum dicoccoides, 1955 nucleotides. Its product is annotated as myosin-binding protein 7-like. Bases 333 to 1652 code for a protein of 439 amino acids. The record is from RefSeq and is a predicted model, not a curated record. Lineage: Eukaryota; Viridiplantae; Streptophyta; Magnoliopsida; Poales; Poaceae. The transcript is spliced from 3 exons.